AUGGAAGAGGUAGAAGAUGACAAGACUGCCAUCCAAUGUGAAGCCUCGAGCCCUGCCUCGCCGCAGUCCCUUUGGCUGGACCGGCUGCACACGGGGGUGCUGCGCGCAGCCAGCCCAGAGGACGUCAGGGACACCUGCAAGACGGCCCCGGGGGCAACCCCAGCAGCAGCACCAUCAGCCAGGACUCGCUGCACAAAGCCCCGAAGAAGGGCAUCAAGUCGUGCAUCGGCCGCUUGUUUGGAAAGAAGGAAAAGGGCCAGCCUGGACACCCGGCAAGGAGGCCUUAGGACCAGGCAAGAUCUCUACAGCUCGCGCCACCUGGAAAGGCCCCGUGAACGCUGA
Rangifer tarandus platyrhynchus (Svalbard reindeer) is the source of this 342-nucleotide messenger RNA. The record is from the annotation of a GenBank genome assembly. Lineage: Eukaryota; Metazoa; Chordata; Mammalia; Artiodactyla; Cervidae.